AUGGCUCACCCGGGGAGAAGAGGCUACGAUAACCGGGAGAUAGUGCUGAAGUACAUCCACUAUAAACUCUCACAGAGGGGAUACGACUGGGCUGCCGGCGAGAACAGGGCACCCCUGCCUCCAGGUCUCUCUCCUCCUGCUGCUGCUGCGGUUGCUGCUGCUGCUGGGACUUCCUCUGAUCACACUGGGCCGGUGUCUCCGCACCCCGAGCCCCCCGGCUCGGCAUUUGUGGCCUUCUUCGAGUUUGGCGGUGUGAUGUGUGUGGAGAGCGUCAACCGGGAGAUGUCUCCCCUUGUAGACAACAUUGCUGCCUGGAUGACUGAGUACCUGAACCGGCACCUGCACAACUGGAUCCAGGACAACGGAGGCUGGGAUGCCUUUGUGGAGUUGUAUGGCAACAGCAUGAGGCCUUUGUUCGAUUUCUCCUGGAUCUCUCUGAAGACUAUCCUGAGUCUGGUUCUGGUGGGAGCUUGCAUCACUCUUGGCGCUUAUCUUGGACAUAAGUAGAGUCACCCAGUUUAUUGUGGAUUACAAAAGUCUUUCAAAACAACAAAAUAAUAUUUUUUUUUUGUAGCACAAUGAUAUUUUAUGAGCAAAGCAACUUCCCAGCGAAAGAUUAAAUCAGCUAUUACUGCCAAAGGAAAUAUCGUUUAUUUUUACAUUGCAGGAAAAUUAUUUAUUAAAAGAUAUUUACAUUUUAACCUGCUAUUUUCAGAACCUCAGCAAGUUGUAUCUGUCAUCGCAUCAUGUUGUUAUUCUUAACUUUAAUGAGCCCCAGAGUAUUUUAGGUUCUUUUUUUAAUUAAUGCCGCUGGAUGGAUUAUUUUAUCUCUGAAGAGCAAAUAUACUGACAAAGACCUACCUGCUUACACUUAUGAGGGCAGUUACUUGAGCUGCUAAAGGCUGCGAAAUUUUGUUGAUUUUCCUUGCAUUUUUCCGGGAGGGAUCUGAAAGACAAGGUCAACAUGAACAAAGUUCUCACCCUGUCCUGCUAGCAUGAACUGAUGGAGUAAACGAUUCAACAUGGUACAUACGAGGAGUCAA
Molecule: messenger RNA, 1043 nt
Organism: Acanthisitta chloris (rifleman)
Lineage: Eukaryota; Metazoa; Chordata; Aves; Passeriformes; Acanthisittidae
Gene: BCL2
Product: B-cell CLL/lymphoma 2
Exons: 3
Coding region: 1-507 (168 amino acids)
Biological process (GO): intrinsic apoptotic signaling pathway in response to DNA damage; extrinsic apoptotic signaling pathway in absence of ligand; negative regulation of intrinsic apoptotic signaling pathway
Cellular component (GO): mitochondrial outer membrane
Molecular function (GO): protein homodimerization activity; protein heterodimerization activity
Source: RefSeq, a predicted model, not a curated record